CUCUCCAUUCUCUCAUCAUCUUGCCUAUCUCCAUUCUCAUCUUCUCAACUUAACUCCUCUUUCAAUCCCAUCCUUUCGCAGAUACCUUUUAGAUUACAUUAAUAAUGGCAUCUAAUAGGCCUUGCAUGGCAUUUGCAGUAUUAUUAUUUGUAUACUCCCUCGUUCUGCUGCUCUCCUCCUCGCAAUGCCAAGGCCAACUCUCCCCUACAUUUUACGACAAAACAUGCCCAAACGCUCUAAACAUCAUCCGCACUGCCGUAAGGCAAGCAGUUUCUCGUGAGCGCCGCAUGGCCGCCUCCCUGGUUCGUCUCCAUUUCCACGACUGCUUUGUUCAGGGUUGCGAUGCUUCCAUCUUACUGGACGAGUCACCAACCAUUGAGAGCGAAAAGACAGCGUUGCCCAACCUUGGCUCUGCCAGGGGUUAUGACGUGAUAGAGGCUGCAAAGCGCGAGCUAGAGAAAUCUUGUCCCGCUAUUGUAUCCUGUGCGGAUGUAUUGUCUGUGGCUGCACGUGAUGCUUCAGCUGCUGUCGGUGGUCCGUCUUGGACAGUGAAGCUGGGAAGAAGAGAUUCCACCACGGCUAGCCAUACCUUAGCUGAAACCGAUCUUCCCGGCCCUUUCGACAAUCUGGAUAAACUCAUAUCUAGCUUCGCUAACAAAGGCCUUAAUACAAGAGACAUGGUUGCCUUGUCUGGUGCACACACUCUCGGCCAAGCUCAAUGCUUCCUAUUUCGCGAUAGAAUUUACGGCAAUGGUACUGAUAUUGAUGCCGGUUUUGCUAGCACUAGAAGACGCCAAUGUCCUAAAGACACGGGAAAUGGAAAUUUGGCAGCACUUGAUUUAGUGACCCCAAAUUCCUUAGAUAACAACUACUACAAGAACCUAUUGCAAAAGAAAGGUCUGCUUCAAUCGGAUCAAGUUCUAUUCAGUGGUGGAGCUACGGACAGCAUAGUUUCAGAGUAUGCAAGGAACCCUCGGGCAUUCCAAGCAGAUUUCGCGUUAGCCAUGAUUAAAAUGUCUGAAAUUCAACCGCUUACAGGUCAAAAUGGGAUCAUUAGGAAGGUGUGUGGCGCUUUGAACUAGCUUUCUUUAGCUACCCCGCGCUACAUACUUAUUCUUCCGCACUACUGUUUUUCUCAAGUAUUUAAUAAUUUAGUUUUCCCCUCUCAUCAAUUUCAUUGUAUUUUUUUCUUAAUAAUUCUUUGAUUUGUUAUUUUGAAAAAUGUAAGAAUAUAAUUUGUUGUAUUCUAUUACA
This is a messenger RNA of Ipomoea nil (Japanese morning glory), 1254 nucleotides long. RefSeq names its product lignin-forming anionic peroxidase-like. The record is from RefSeq and is a predicted model, not a curated record. The transcript has a single exon. The coding region runs from base 105 to 1082 and encodes 325 amino acids. Gene Ontology annotation, biological process: response to oxidative stress; hydrogen peroxide catabolic process. Gene Ontology annotation, molecular function: heme binding; peroxidase activity. NCBI's taxonomy places the organism in Eukaryota, Viridiplantae, Streptophyta, Magnoliopsida, Solanales, Convolvulaceae.